AUGAAGAGGGUUAAGAAGGAAAACGAUCCACAGAUACGAGACGACAACACAUCCAUGGUUGAUCUUCCUCGAGAUCUGAUCGAAAAGAUUCUUGUGAGGUUGCCGGCUAAAUCCGUACCAAAGCUCAUCGUCGUCUCGAAGCUCUGGUCUUCUAUCAUCCGCAGCAAACAUUUCAUCGAUCUCUACCUGGAACAAUCUUUAACUCGUCCAUGUUUUCUCCUCUCGUUCCACCGUGACAGCAUCCGGUUCUUCAACUCAGUCUCACCGUCUUCUUCUUACACUUGUACAACAUCAAGCUUUCUUGAUAAUAAGCGGCUCUGUUCACAAAGUUACAACGUUUCUCCACCUGUACGCGGCUUGAUCUGCUGUCAAGAUUUGGAUAAGAUGGUGGUUUCGAAUCCUAGCACGGGCCAGCUCUUGGUUUUACCCAAACUCAACACUAGGAGAAAACUAGGGAUAUCAAGGUUUUUGGGAUACGAUACGGUUGAAGAUGAAUACAAAGUCUUGUGCAUGACGGUAUCGCAAGUUUCUGGGCCGUUUGUGAGCGAAGAGCAUCAAGUUUUAACAUUAAAAGGAGGAGCUCAGAAGAAGAAUAAAGAAGAAGCUACAUGGAGGAUGAUCGAAUGUAAGGUUCCGCAUUGUCCUGCAACCAAAGGGAUAUGUAUGACGACGACGAUGACUGGUGUUAUUUACUACGGAGCUUGGUCCAGUAGUGAUAGAGAUAAACACGAAUCUCUAAUUGUGUGCUUUGAUGUGAAAUUGGAAGAGUUUUCUCUUGUUAAGUUACCCGAUGGUGUCGAAAUUGAAAGUCAUGAUCAAUCUGAUUUGGUCAACUACCAGGGGAAGAUAGCUUUGUUGAAUAACUCAUGGGUUCAGAGCUCAUUCUCUGGUAAAUUUGAUAUGUGGGUUUUGGAAGAUGUCGUCAAACCAGAAUGGUCAAAGAUCUCUAUCGUGGUUCCUUCUUGGAAUGAUUUAGUUGGAAAAUGCUUAAUAAAAUGCAGAGGGGCCAUUCCUAGUUUCGGCGAAUUCAUUUUCUCACCAGCCUAUUCGGAUAGCUCCUUCUUUAUUAUCACUUACGAUCGCGAGAAAGAUAUUGGCAGAAGAGUUGUGAUUGAAGGACUUGGAGAUAACUUGCGUUCUGUGAGCCUCUUCUUGGAUCAUGUGGAGUGUCCUAUAAUUCUCUAA
Messenger RNA from Camelina sativa (false flax), 1185 nucleotides. RefSeq names its product F-box/kelch-repeat protein At3g04660-like. Lineage: Eukaryota; Viridiplantae; Streptophyta; Magnoliopsida; Brassicales; Brassicaceae. Gene Ontology annotation, molecular function: protein binding. The record is from RefSeq and is a predicted model, not a curated record.